AUGUCUUGUUGCACACAGCUUCAGGAUACUAUUGAUGAGGUGACAACUCAAUUUUACUCAUCUAUUCAUUAUAUGAGUGCACAGCAUGAUUUUGUUCCAUUACCCGGACAAGAAAAGGCAUCUGAUGCAAAAUUGAAUCCAGUCUCUGAAGAAGACUUGAAAUUUGUCCAAAAGGAUAUGGCAAAAGAUUUGGUCACGAAGUUUCAACAGAUUGGUACUCUUAUUCAACAAUUACCCGGUAUCUCAACGGCUCCCAAACAUCAGAUGGAAAAGAUAAAGUCAUUACAAAAAUCAAUUGAAGAAAAAAAGAAAGAAAGAGAGAAUUGCGAAAUUCGAAAUGAACAAUUGAAAGCUUCCUUAGCUCAGAGGAUUGAGACAUUUGGACAAGUAACUUGCGAGCUAUUUCAGUCGUUUUAG
Messenger RNA from Schizosaccharomyces cryophilus OY26, 417 nucleotides. RefSeq names its product mediator complex subunit Srb7. Gene Ontology annotation, cellular component: mediator complex. NCBI's taxonomy places the organism in Eukaryota, Fungi, Ascomycota, Schizosaccharomycetes, Schizosaccharomycetales, Schizosaccharomycetaceae. The record is from RefSeq and is a predicted model, not a curated record. Gene Ontology annotation, molecular function: transcription coregulator activity. Bases 1 to 417 code for a protein of 138 amino acids. Gene Ontology annotation, biological process: regulation of transcription by RNA polymerase II. The transcript has 4 exons.